CCGAGUGCGCCAUCGAAUGUGGUUCGAAUAAAUCCUCGAGAGAAACAGUCGCUGGGAAAGCGUCUCCGAGUCGGGUGAAUCGACCACCGAUUGGUUGAAAGUUUCUUGGAAAACCACAUACCGCAAAUUAAAGAUAGAUCUUUAAAAACAAAAUUCCCUCUGUCAUAUCCGAGAAGGGUGCGCUUUCAAAAUGUCCAUGGAUCCAGCAGUUUCCUUCGAGGAUCUGGAGCGUCGUCGACGUCGCGCCAGUUCCGCCCGGAAGCAGUCACAUACUCCGCAGCCGCCUACGCACCUGGCCGACUCGGAGGCCAUGGCUGUCAUCAAUGAGAUUUUUAAUCCUACACUGAAGCUGCCGGAGUCCAGUGGCCACUACACGCUGCCCGAGGAGAUGACCGCCGACGAUCAGGUGGCACCGCAUGAUCUGGACAUUGCCAAGCUGGCGGAGCUGAAGGAAGUCUUCUCCCUCUUUGACACGGACUGCGACGGAUUGAUCUCGAAGGAUGAUCUGCGGUUCACCUAUACCGCGCUGGGCAAUGAACCCAAUGAGCAGCUUCUGGAACAGAUGAUGGAGGAGGCCAAGGAACCCCUGGACUAUGAGGCCUUCGUUCGACUGAUGAGUCGACGCACCCAAGAACUGGAUCCGGAGGAUGUGCUUCUCGAAGCCUGGAGCAAAUGGGAUGAUCACGGCACGGGCAAGAUCGAGGAACGCAAGAUCUACGAGGAGCUAACCAAUUACGGUGACAAAAUGACCCUUAACGAGGCCAAGGAGGCUCUUAGCCAUGCACCGAUGGCCAAGCCUAAAUCCCUGGAGGAGCCGCCAAUGAUCGAUUAUCCGGCAUUUUGUCGCAUGCUCGGAGGAAUGCGCAAACGAAAAGGGGAAUAACAUUAUAGAUUGAUUGAUAUUAUGUUAUUUAAAACUCUCAAUUUGUUUAUUACUUCAACAUUUAUUAAAACGAAAUUAAAAAGGAAUAUUUUAUAUAUUGCUGGAUAGGCAAAAGUUUGCCUAAGCAAGAAAUUGUAAGGAUUUGUUGUACUUCUUGAAAUUUUGAGUUCCUAUAUUUAUUUAUUUUUAUUUAUUUAUUUCAUUUCAUAAUUUACUUUCAUUAAAGUAAAACAGGCUUUGAGUUCAGGAUUCCUAUAUAUUUAAAUCCCGUUGCAAUAGAACAACAAAUUAUUCAACUUCUGUCAGCUAGUUAGUAAAUCUAUCUAUAUCCUUUUCAGUAAGUCCCAGCAAUCUACUUAAUUAUUUUUCAAUUACUUAUGGCUCUGAGAACAUGGCCAAUUGCAGCUGUUUUAAUGUGACAAUCGAAUUAGCCUUAACGCCAACUUUUGUUCGACUUUUUA
Messenger RNA from Drosophila serrata, 1344 nucleotides. Its product is annotated as myosin regulatory light chain LC-2, mantle muscle. Lineage: Eukaryota; Metazoa; Arthropoda; Insecta; Diptera; Drosophilidae. Gene Ontology annotation, molecular function: calcium ion binding. The record is from RefSeq and is a predicted model, not a curated record.